Drepanopeziza brunnea f. sp. 'multigermtubi' MB_m1 is the source of this 1965-nucleotide messenger RNA. RefSeq lists its product as uncharacterized. Gene Ontology annotation, biological process: transmembrane transport. Gene Ontology annotation, molecular function: transmembrane transporter activity. Gene Ontology annotation, cellular component: plasma membrane. The record is from RefSeq and is a predicted model, not a curated record. NCBI's taxonomy places the organism in Eukaryota, Fungi, Ascomycota, Leotiomycetes, Helotiales, Drepanopezizaceae.
AUGAAUGCACAUACCCAGAGCCAAGCGGAAGCCCAGACUGCCAGGGCAAUCGAGAGGCAACAGUAUCAACAACAACAACAACAAUUUUACCAGUCCGAGCUCUUCAAAACGCCCCCCUCGCUGUCGCUGUCCUCCGACAACGCGCCCAACAUCGCAUUCGGCAGCGAAGAGGAUGACCCGAUAGUCGAUGAAGGAGGUGCAGUGAGCAAAGAUGCUCCUGCAGCGUCGCCGUCGCCGUCGCCGACAACGUCAACCCCAACGCCAACGUCAACAAAUCCCGAGGACACGCGCACGAGGCUCGAAACCACCAUCAUCGUGCUCUCCCUCUGCGCCUCGGUAUUCCUCGCCGCUCUCGACACGACCAUUGUCACCACCGCCUUGCCGACCAUCAGCGAGCACUUCCACUCCGGCGCGGGAUACACAUGGAUCGGAUCUGCGUAUCUGCUCGCGAACGCGGCGAGCGUGCCUUCAUGGGGUAAAUUCUCGGAUAUCUGGGGACGGAAACCCAUUCUUCUCUUUGCGUCCAUCGUCUUCUUCGUGGGCAGUCUGCUUGCCGCGACGAGUGCCAGUAUAGGUAUGCUGAUUGCCGCCAGAGCGAUCCAGGGAAUUGGGGGCGGCGGAAUCAUCAUCUUGGUCAAUAUCUGCAUAACGGAUCUGUUCAGCAUGCGCAAUCGCGGUGCGUACUAUGGCAUCAUUGGAAUGGUGUGGGCAUUCGCGAGCGCCGUAGGCCCCAUCUUAGGAGGAGUGUUUACGGAGAAAGUAAGCUGGAGGUGGUGCUUUUACAUCAACUUACCGAUCACCGGCAUUGUCAUUAUCUUGCUUUUCUUCUUUUUGCAUCUCCACAACCCUCGAACGCCGGUCUGGGAUGGCCUCAAAGCCGUGGACUGGGCUGGGUCCCUCACCGUCGUGGGUGGGACGUUGAUGCUCCUCCUCGGCCUCGAAUUCGGGGGCGUCACACAUCCUUGGGACUCGGCAACCGUCAUCUGCUUGAUUGUGUUUGGGGUGGUGAUGGCAGGUCUCUUUGUAUUCAACGAGUGGAAACUCGCCCGCUACCCUUUGAUGCCGAUUCGCAUCUUCAAGCAUCGCUCUAACAUUGCUUCCCUCGGCGUCUGUUUCUGCCAUGGCUUUGUCUUCAUUGCAGGAACCUACUACGCGCCCCUCUAUUUUCAAGUUAUCCUCGGCGCUACUCCUCUCCUCUCAGGAGUCUAUCUAUUACCCUUCGCCAUGUCACUAUCUAUCAUCUCCGGCCUCACAGGUGUCUUCAUUAAAAAGACGGGAAAAUACAUCCCCAUGAUCUGGUCUGGCAUGUUCGUCCUCGUCCUCGGGUUCGGCUUAUACAUCGACUUCCCGCGUCAUUCCGGCUGGGCCAAAAUCAUCCUCUACCAGAUCGUAGCUGGGAUCGGCGUCGGGCCAAACUUCCAAUCUCCUCUACUCGCAUUGCAGGCCAUGAUCGCGCCCAGAGACAUUGCAACCGCCACCGCAACGUUCGGAUUCACGCGCAAUCUUGCAACCUCCAUCUCCGUCGUCAUCGGCGGCGUUGUCUUCCAAAACGAGAUGCAGAAACGUUACCCAGCUCUCCUUGCUGCUCUCGGCCCCGAGACGGCCGCUUCACUAACCGGGGGCUCGGCCGGCGCGAGUGUUGGUAUUGUUGCGCAGCUGCCAAAUACGCAGAGAGAGAUUGCGAGGGAUGCUUUCUAUGAGAGUCUGCGAUCGAUGUGGAUUAUGUACGUCGCGUUUGCGGCGCUUGGACUAGUAUGUAGUGCAUUUGUGGGCAGUUAUGUGUUGAGUAAGGAGCAUCAGGAGAUGAAGACGGGCUUGGUUGAGGAAGAGAAGAAUAGAAAGGGGAAUUUAGAGAAAGCGAAGAUGAGCAGGGAAGCGGCGCGGGAUAAGGAAAAGGGCAGUCGAGAGGCCGAGAAGGCUGCUGCGAGGAGAGAACAGGGUGAUGUUCCUAAAGAGGAGGUUUGA